Pangasianodon hypophthalmus (striped catfish) is the source of this 4807-nucleotide messenger RNA. It is a transcript of the gene esr1, whose product is annotated as estrogen receptor 1. Gene Ontology annotation, cellular component: nucleus. NCBI's taxonomy places the organism in Eukaryota, Metazoa, Chordata, Actinopteri, Siluriformes, Pangasiidae. The record is from RefSeq and is a predicted model, not a curated record. Gene Ontology annotation, biological process: steroid hormone receptor signaling pathway; regulation of DNA-templated transcription. The coding region runs from base 141 to 2081 and encodes 646 amino acids. Gene Ontology annotation, molecular function: DNA-binding transcription factor activity; sequence-specific DNA binding; steroid binding. The transcript is spliced from 9 exons.
GAAGUGAGAGAGGAGGGUCAGAGUGAGUGAGAGAGAGGAAGGUUUAGUAGGAAAGAAAAAAACUCAGUGUGUGUGUGCUCUCAAAGUCAUGCCAGUUGUCCUCUUUAUGUGUGUGUGUAAAUGUGUGUGUUUCCACGGUGAUGUCGGGAGAGCAGGCUCGUGCUGAAGCUCCAGCUGGUGCCAGGCAGCGACGCAGGAGCGAGCUAGAAGGGUAUUCAGCUUCUCUCGCUUCCCUCAAGCUCUCACCCAUGUACCCGGAGGAGGAGCAGCGCCCCACAGGGGGCAUGUCCUCCACUGCUCACUACCUAGACGGGACAUUCGACUACACUACCAACCCCGACGCCUCGAACUCGUCAGUGGACUACUACUCAGCGGCCCCGGAUGUUCAGGUGGCCCCAGAGCCUCAGGAGGAAAACCUGCAGCCUCUGGCUAAUGGCCCCACCAGCCCAAUGGUGUUUGUUCCUUCGAGCCCACAGCUCUCGCCGUUCCUCAGCCAUCCUCCCGCAGGACAGCAUACGGCUCAGCAGGUGCCGUACUACCUGGAACCAUCAGGAACCUCCAUCUACAGGUCAGAUUUUCCUCGAGUCUUCACCCUUCCAUUGAAGCACGUGUUCAGACGACAAACUGAUGGAUUUGAUCUAACAGCUAAAGUCAGCCACAGGUCCAGUGUGUUAGCCAGUGCAGGAUCACGAGUGGAGCUGUGCAGCGCCACCGGCAGGCAGGAUGUAUACACCGCAGUGGGGGCCUCGGGGCCAUCGGGGGCUUCAGGGACUUCAGGAGCAAUCGGGUUGGUUAAGGAGAUCCGAUACUGCGCGGUGUGCAGUGACUACGCCUCAGGGUACCACUACGGAGUCUGGUCCUGUGAGGGCUGCAAGGCAUUCUUCAAGCGCAGCAUACAAGGUCACAAUGAUUAUGUGUGUCCAGCGACCAACCAGUGCACUAUCGACAGGAACCGCAGGAAGAGCUGUCAAGCGUGUCGUCUACGCAAAUGCUACGAAGUGGGCAUGAUGAAAGGAGGUUUUCGUAAGGAGCGUGGCGGUCGCAUCAUGAAGCACAACAGAAGGCACAGUGGACUGAAGGAGCAGGAGCGAGGUUAUAGCGAAGCCCAGAGCGGCUCUGAUGUGAGAGAAGCUCCUCCACAGGACGGGCGGAGCAGCUCCGGGAUUGGAGCUGGGGUAGCGGGUGUGGUGUGCAUGGCUCCAGAGCAGGUGUUGCUGCUGCUGUUGAGGGCGGAGCCGCCCACCCUGUGCUCACGACAGAAACACAGCCGACCCUACAGCGAGCUCACCAUGAUGAGUCUGCUCACCAACAUGGCCGACAGGGAGCUCGUUCACAUGAUCGCCUGGGCCAAGAAAGUGCCUGGAUUUCAGGACCUCUCCCUGCAUGACCAGGUGCAGCUGUUGGAAAGCUCCUGGCUGGAGAUUUUGAUGAUUGGUCUCAUCUGGAGGUCCAUCCACUCACCUGGAAAACUCAUCUUCGCACAGGACCUCAUCCUCGACAGGAGUGAAGGAGAGUGUGUGGAGGGCAUGGCUGAGAUAUUUGAUAUGCUGCUGGCCACCGUGGCCCGUUUCCGCACCCUCAAACUCAAGUCAGAGGAGUUUGUGUGUCUCAAAGCUAUCAUACUGCUCAACUCUGGUGCGUUUUCGUUCUGCUCCUCCCCCGUCGAGCCCCUGAGGGACGGCUUCAUGGUGCAGUGCAUGAUGGAUAACAUCACGGAUGCCCUCAUACACUACAUCAGCCAAUCAGGAAUCUCGGUGCAGCUCCAGUCCCGGCGUCAGGCCCAGCUCCUGCUUUUGCUCUCGCAUAUCAGACACAUGAGCUAUAAAGGGAUGGAGCAUCUGUACAGCAUGAAGUGCAAGAACAAAGUUCCUCUGUAUGAUCUACUACUGGAGAUGUUGGAUGCACAUAGGCUCCACCCCCUGGGCAAAGUGUCAAGGAACUGGGCUGAUAGAGUGUCGUCUUCACCUACUACAACCGCCUCAACCCCAACCACCACCACCACCACCACCACCACUGCCUCCACGUGUGCUGCAGACUUACAGUCCAACCCGCCGCGUCCUAACCGAGGAGCCAGCCCAUGAAAAUCACUGCUGUACAGCGAGAGAAUAUAAACAGCUAAUAUUAUCCAUCAGAUGGUGGUUGGUUUUAAGGUUGGAGCUGAAUUCAAUCAGGUCCUCUUAAUGGGAAUGUGAUGUGAUGAUUUCAUUAACAUGGUUUCUUUCCUUACAACUUGGCCCCGUUCUUCAUCUCGCUGGAUCGGAUUCUUGACAAUUUGACCUGAUGCUUUGACAUGAUUUUUUCCAUUCUUUAAAGCUGCUGUCAGACCUAAAAGAGCAGCUUUUUCAACUUAAAUGGAAUUAGAUUGCACCAGAGUUCUCUAGGAAGGAAGUGGGUCAAAUCGCCAAGACCCUUUCACCCUUUAUAGAAAGGUACCAUUUUAGCUAAGAGGGAAAAGUAUCGGGAAAAUCCUAUGAGGCCAAAUGUAAGUAAUAAAAUUUGUUAUAAUUGUGAUGUACACAAAGAGUCAGCGAAUUAAGAUAAAAAAAAAAUUAUAUAUGUAUGAGGAAAGUUCUUUGUGUUUAGAAUCGUGUUACACAGGUCUUCAUUUUCUAUUCAGAUUAAGCAAAUCAUCUGUGUGUAAUUUGCGCCUACGCCAGAUUUUUCUUGAGUAGUAGCAUCGGAGCUUCAAAAUCUUCUAGUCAACUUUAAAUAUGAGCACAUUUUUUCAAACCCAAAAAUAUUCAGGGGAAGAAAAUGUGGAUUAAGCAGAUUUUUCCUUAUCAAAGGAUAUCAAAUGGAAUAUGAUGCAACAUAAAGGCAUGGGACUAUUCAAAAAUGAAAAGACUUAUAUGGUGAUAUAUGAAAGAGAAGAUGUAAAGCAUAAAUAAAUGCUAAAAUAGAUCUAAUCAUCGUAUCGUAUAUUGCUGCAUGAAUAGUCCCAAUUGUAAUUAUCGCAAUCACCGUAAAUUUGGUUUAAUUUAACAAUAUGGCUUCCACAUUCAUUAUUCAGCAGCUUAUAAAAUAGCACUUGAUCCAGCACAUCUUGUUAUUUUGCACUUUCUUCUUUUAUAUUGUGUGCACAAAUUAAUGAAGGCACGAGACACUAAAUGGAGCUCAUGAAAUCGUAAUACAUGCGGGAGGUGAAGGCUAUUUUAACAUACUUUUCAAUUUUAUUUCCAGUUGUUAAUUUAAUAAAAUAAUUUUUGCUCUCCUAUAAAGAAAUCAUAAAGGAUAAGCUAACCUAGCACUCCUCUGCUAAACUUACAGCUCACUUAAGCGUUUCUCAUAAUUUUAUCCAUAAUAAGUUGGUCCUCGAGAUAAGCAAUAUCUCUGAUUAAGAUAUGUGUCCUCUGAUCUCCUCUGUGCAGAAAAAAGAUUUUAAAGGGAUGAUACUAUCAAUGCCAGAAUCACAUCUAACUGAGACACACCUGUUUUACUCAAACAGCAUUUGCACUGCUGCAUAUAUAUAAUAAUAAAUAAAUCCUGGUGAGUAGAAAUGAUUUAGAAAGCAGCUUUGUUUACCAGCUUGCUUUUUUUUUUUUUUUUUAGCCACACCACCUUGAUCGAUCGAUGUGUUCACAGACUUACCAGUCAAGAAAACAGCUCCCUUUUUUGAACUUAAGUGUUUUUCAGCUUUUUUUCCCCCCCAAAUGAACUCAUUGUCCUCUUUGGGCCCUUCAUUUCUUACAAAAAUGUCACAGUGGACUGUUUUUCUUUUUGUACCAUUACUGUCUUCAGCAAUGUGUUUGCAACAGCAUUUUGCCACACUGACACACAAUACAUCCAAUCACAAGAAUGGGCCUGUCUUUCUUUCUUUUUUUGUAAAAAUAUGAACUACGGUUUCACAAAGAACCUGACUCAUGCUCCACAAUUUUGAGGGGUUGUACUGUAGUCACCAAAAUUAGAUCAGACACCUUUAAGUGCUCUCUAAACCUCUGAGUGAAGGACAUUAAAAUACCCUACAGAUGCCUCCUUCUGCAGGACACUACAUGGUCCUAAAGCCAGUCGGACUGCCUGAAGCUAGAAAAGGAAUCAAUGCAAUUAGACAGAUACUGUAUAUGAGGCAUGCACUAAAAACUGUACAGUGGAAAUAUAAUUUACUCUGAAAACUGCUGAUGAAUGUAUGUCUGAGCUGCAGUCCUAUAAGCAUCACUAAUCACCGACUUGGUAAAUAGAAAUCUUUACUACAUGUGUUAAACUGAAUUAAACAGAAUGAAUUCAGUCAUGUUUAUCAGGUUUGUAUUCAGCCAUGAUUCAGAGAGAAACUUAAUUCUGCAGUACGGUAUGUACCUUGUGUUUAAUAGAUAUGUGUUAAUUCCAAGUAAUUUCUGAUAUACUUUGCACUAUUGAUGUUACAUUUUAUGUAGUAACUUAUGUUACAAAUACCUACCAGGUUUGUACAGCAGGACUUGGUACAAAAUGAUUCUUUUUAGAGAGUUGAGUAAUUUAGUUCAGUACAAACUGGUUUAAUUCUUUUACUCUUUGAUUUAGUCUUAUUUUUAAAAAAAACAAACUUGUAUAGAAAGUAAAUAUCUGCACAAAUGCAAUAUACUAUUUCUGUCAGUGUACUGUGUGUAACAGAGUGUAUUUUUUUAAAAUAUUGACUGCUACUGAUCUGUUCUAUUUCUUAAAAAAAAAAAUUACAUCAGCCCAUGUGGUGACGAGGUUGACAUUAUCCAAUGGCAGUCAUAUGGUUUUGUUUUGUGAUGAAACCUUGUUCAUAAUUGUUACAUGUACCCCUGAUUUGAGGACUUAGUUGUAAAACAUUAGAAAGUAAUAAAAUAUGGAGCUUCUUCUUUUUUUUUUU